This is a messenger RNA of Neolamprologus brichardi, 5275 nucleotides long. The record is from RefSeq and is a predicted model, not a curated record. NCBI's taxonomy places the organism in Eukaryota, Metazoa, Chordata, Actinopteri, Cichliformes, Cichlidae.
AUGCAAACCAUAAAGACGGUGGAGACCCAAGUCCCCUUUCUAAAAGAGAGUUUCUUCACUACCACGUUCAAAGGCCGACGGAAGAGCAGUGUUACCAAUAUCCUCCGUAAACAGCAGCACUCUCUUCUUAAUCAACAGCAGUGCAUUUUAGAGCAUCAGCCACACAGUCCUAAGCUCUUUCAUUCUCCUCCAGUUGAAAAUGGACCGGGGCAGCAAACCCCCCAGCAUCAGCGACUUGCUCGCUCAACCAGCAGCCCGUUAUGCAAGGCAGCUGAGAAUGCAGAAGCAGAUGGGGAUAGAAAGGAGGAGCAAAAAGAGAGAAAGGCUCAGAAUGUGAGAGAGGCUGAGCUGGAAAGGGGGGGAGAGGGAGCAGUGAGUGGUAGUGAGCCCGUGGCUGUCACUGCCAGUCUCCUCCUCCUUUCAUCAUCAGCCUCAGCAGUGCUGGGGGAGCCAACAUCAUCCUCACAGCUGCCGUUAACUGUGGUGGGCAGACAGCAGGGAUUAGCUGGCUCUGAAAGGGCUCUGACCAACAGAGGACCGGCUGCAGCAGUAGCUCACGAGGAAGCCGAGCAUGCCCAAUCUCGACCCCAGCAUCAUGGCCUAUUAGCCAAAGGUGUUCGUCUACUCAGGAACAUGGGGAACCAGGAAGCAAAGCAGAAGAAAGGAGGAGCCAAUGGUGGACCAACAGGGGAUGUUUCUUGUGAUGGUGAGGCAGAGGAACGAGAAGUGGACAAAAAAUCCAAAAAGUCCUACAAUAAAACAAAUAAAGGAGCAGGAGAACAUGGUGGUAAGAAGAAAUCAAAGUCUGAGUCAAAGGGUUCUGUGUUUUCUGGAAUGAAGAUCAGGAAGAGUUUAUCCAAGGUGAAAGGGUUGUCUAAGGAUGAUAUGUUGGAAGAUGGGAGAUCAGCACAUGUUGGCAAAACAGGGGUCGAGUCUGGUGCAGAGAAAAGCCUGUCAGCUGAUGAGAUGGGCAUGCUGUCAGAUGUCGAGGGGGAUCUAACCCAUUUAACUGCAGACAGCCACCAAUCUAUGGGCGAUGAGACUGGCCGGAAGACAAGUUCAGGGUCAGAUGCUGAACUCUACAGUUUUCACUCAGCGACUGAAAGUGAAGACCUGCUCUCUGAUAUCCAGCAGGCCAUGAGAGACCAAGGUGUUGCCAGUGAAAUUGUUACCAGACACUUAUCUGAAGUGUCUGGUAACAAUAUGUCGACUUUGGAGGGGAGCAAAGUUCCUGAGACUGGAAUAUCUCACCAACUAUUUAAUCUGGAUGAAGACUGUUUCUCCCCACCUCUUGUACCUCAAGAACUGAAUGAUAAGUAUAAGAGACUGGAGAAGGAAAGGAGUGACAUAUCUAUAUCAAGAAUUUCAUCUGGUCCAGGGUCUCUGAGUGAGAGUGGUCCUUCAUCUUCUGCUCCAGACACAGAGAGAAGCAGUGGCAGCCUUUUUCCAAAAACUAACAGCACUUAUAGCUUUCAAGACACUACAGCCACCACCACCUCAUAUGAAAGUGCUGAGGAGCCCCAGGAUGAACUGGAGAGCCUGUUUUUGACUCCACAUCAGGGUCAAGGUAGUCAGGCUGUGCUUGACACAUCAUGUGACCAUUUAGAUUCCAUAAUGGUAGGGACAGGGCCAACUGGUACUCAAAAAAGUGCAAGCAGCAUGGACCUGUCUGUUGAGAGGGAGGAUGAAGAAAGUGGUGGGCGGGACUUUCUGUCUCUGGAAAGGAGAAAAAAUAGUCUGUCUAUUAGCCACCUGAUAAUAGACAGUCCCCCUGUUUUUCAGCCUAGACGAAGAUCAUCCAACUCCCCCUCCACUGUCAAAUUCUACCCACCAGUCCACCCUUCCUAUAUUAAGACCACCACCAGGCAGCUCACCUCUCCAGUUGGCUCCCCCAUUACCAGCCCCAACGUGCCUCGGAAAACAGAUCCCAUCAGUGGAUCACUGGAAUCCAACAAGGUCCAAGGGUUUAGGAGACGCAAGCAGAGGUCCUGCUCCAUAGCUGGGCCGCACAGUGUGUCUGCAGACUGGUCCGCUGAGGUUAAUGAGCUUAGUGGAAGACAUGAUGAUGGGGCCAAAUUUCCAGAUCAGGAGACCACAGAGAAGAGUUACACAGGUGGGACUUACUGGACGCUGGGGUCUAGGAGAGCACACUAUGGAAAGCAGACGUCUGCUGCUCCAGUACCCUACCUGGAUGUCUUCUCUGGUCACGCUCUUUUGGACAGGCUGUGUAUGCAUCAAGGAGAUGGGUCCUCCGAAGAGGAUGUGAAAGAACUAUGUCAACGAAUGCUUGUCCAGGGUCUCCUGCACCCCUUCAGCAACGGGCGUGCAGAGCUCCUUGGUGACAGUACUGUGUCACCAGUUUUUAAUGAAGAGCAGCUGUACACCUGGGCAUCUGUAGGCUUGCCAGUGUCUCCUUACCUUUGGGAACUCUAUGGGGGGGCAACCACAGGCAGGGUACAGAGCUUGAGAUCCUCUUUCCAUCAAUCCUCAGCUAAAACACCAGGUGCUCCACACGUUCAGACAGAAUGCAGCAAGUUGAAGUCAGGUCAGUCAUCCUCUGAGGAUCAAAGCAGUGUCAUCCCACUGCUGGAGAGGACCAUUGAUGACCUGCGGAUUAAGAUAGCUGUGUUGCAAGGCCAGCAGGCCUCCCUGGCAAAGGGCAUCAGGGAUAAUAUGGGAGCUCUGGGCAAUGGUCACCACAAGGCCUCACAGAUAAAAGAAGGACGACUGGGGAAGAUGAGCCAGGAGGUGUCUAUCCAGACCUCGCCUGUGGAAGAGGGAUUUAAGUUUGAUGUGCCUUCAAAUGGACGGACUAGCAGCACGCCGUCCUCCAUUUCACCCUCCAUCGUCAAAUCUUCAGAAGGCUUUGCCUGCACGUGCCAGCAGAGGCAGCAGAGCAGCAUCCAGUCAGGUCUUCCUCCCCCUACAGUCUCUGGGGAAGCUGACCCUGCCAAGGCUAUGAUAGAACCCCCCAAGCCAAUGAAGCCACUCUACUGGACCCGCAUACAGCUGCAUGCUAAAAAACAUACUGGCUCACUGGUGUGGGAGAAAAUUGAGGAACCAACUGUGGAUUUUGAAGAAUUUGUGGAGCUAUUUUCCAAAAGCACUGUCAAGGAGAAGAAGAAGCCAAUUUCAGACACAAUCAGCAAGUCAAAGGCCAAGCAGGUGGUGAAGCUCUUAAGCAACAAGCGUUCACAGGCUGUAGGUAUCCUCAUGUCUAGCAUUCAUCUUGAUAUGAAGGACAUAGAGAAUGCCAUUCUAAAUAUGGACAAUACUGUUGUUGAUCUGGAGACUCUGCAAGCCCUCUAUGAAAAUAGAGCUCAAGAUGAUGAGAUGGACAGCAUUAAAAAGCACAUUAAAUCUGCCAAAGGCAAGGAAGAUGCCAAACCACUAGACAAGCCAGAACAGUUUCUGUUCCAGCUAUCACAAAUCUCCAAUUUCUCAGAAAGGGUGUUCUGCAUCCUUUUUCAGUCAACCUUCCAUGAAUGUAUCACUUCAAUCCUCCGCAAAAUUGAAAUCCUUCAGAAAGUGUGCAAGACUCUCCAGAGUAGUGAGGCCGUAUUGCAGGUGCUCGGCCUGGUGCUGGCUUUUGGCAAUUUUAUGAACGGAGGAAAUCGGUCUCGAGGGCAGGCUGACGGCUUCACCUUGGACAUUCUGCCAAAACUGAAGGACGUUAAAAGCAGUGAUAACUCCCAGAGUCUUUUGUCCUACAUUGUUGCUUACUAUUUAAGGCACUUUGAUGAGGAUGCUGGCAAAGAGACAUGCGUCUACCCUCUGCCUGAGCCCCUGGACCUUUUCCAGGCCUCCCAGAUGAAGUUUGAGGACUUUCAAAGAGAUCUCCGCAAGUUGAGGAAAGACCUCAAUGCAUGCUCCGCUGAAACGGAGAAAGUUUGCAAAUUGUCCUCUGAAGAGAACCUGCAACCAUUCAAGGACAAGAUGGAUGAAUUUCUCAAUCGAGCCAAAACUGAACUGGAAACGCAGGAGAACCAGCUAGCAGAAACUCAGAAGAUUUUCUUGGAGUUGAGUGUCUCCUUCUCAGUCAAACCGAAGGCAGGAGAGAAAGAAGUCUCUCCCCACACAUUCUUCUCCAUUUGGCAUGAGUUUUCCACAGAUUUUAAAGACCAGUGGAAGAAGCAGAAUAAGCUGAUCUUACAAGAGCGGGUCAAAAUGGCAGAGGAGUCUUUUAAACAGGCCAGGCAGAAGGCUUCCUACAAUGUGACACCCAAACAUGCAACUGGAAUAAAAGCAAAGUUGGGUAAGAAGAUCUGAAGCAGACAAUGGAAAAUUAUCAUCACCUAGCCUAUUGCACAAGCUGUGUUUGUACAAUCUGACACGAGUCAUCAGUCAUUUUUAGCGUUUAUUUGCUCCCAGUAUUUGUUUUCAAUUGGUUUAGGGCUGUCGAGUGUGAGCUGGUUCAAAGUGUAUCGUUUAAACUUGGGAUUAAAGCUAAUGUCCUUACCCACCAUUUCACAAAAUGAAACGAGUCUGUGUUAUAAAAAGGCAUCCCUAAGCUGAUUACUGAACUCAAGUUGCAUGAAAAUCUGCUAUAAAUACUUGGUGUUCCUUUUCUGUUGUUUUUGGUGACAAGCUUUAUCAGUAUACAUAAUAUGUAGCCAUUUUUUUAUUGCCAUUUCCAGAAAAACCAUUAACACAUUGUGUUCACAUCUCCCUUGAUGGUGAAAAGCACAGGAUUUUAUAAUAUUUCUAUAUGGUGCCUUAUUGCAUAGUGGAGACUUUAAAUGAGUUGAACAAAGCUUAUUUUUGAGAUGCAUCAAUUGUGAUUCAAUGAUACCUACAAGGAAGAAAAGUCUGUUUACAUGGCCUGAAAAAUAACAAAUUUACUCCUUUCAAUAUUUUCAUCUGGUGCGUUUCAACUGCGAAUUCUACGUGUUUUACAUACAGCACCUCUUCUAUUAGUGUUUUUCAUUUAAAAGGUCAUGUCUUUCUAAGUCAUGUGAUCUGAUAGAUCCCCACUAUUGUUCUUUUCAACAUUAAUGUAAAUAUGUUUUCUUUCAAGAAAAAUCCUAUGCAGGUAGUUUCACCUUUUGUGUUAUGUGAAAGAGUGUGAAUAUCCAUAGGCUAAAUCAGCAGUAGAAUCAUGUGAUGUGAUUUUCAUGUACAAUACCAGCACUGUGUUUUGACUGAAUACAUCUGACCAUUAAAAAGAAUAUAAAUAUAUAUUUAUUGAAUAAAAGACAGUACCCUGAUUUUUGUAAUUAAAAAUUCUGUUAUUGGUGAUCAAUUUCUGUUUAUCACAUGACAAAUUAUAUGCACA